Molecule: messenger RNA, 997 nt
Organism: Micromonas pusilla CCMP1545
Lineage: Eukaryota; Viridiplantae; Chlorophyta; Mamiellophyceae; Mamiellales; Mamiellaceae
Product: mitochondrial protein translocase family
Exons: 2
Coding region: 50-961 (303 amino acids)
Biological process (GO): protein folding
Molecular function (GO): protein homodimerization activity; protein-folding chaperone binding; adenyl-nucleotide exchange factor activity
Source: RefSeq, a predicted model, not a curated record
CGCGCGCAACGCCCUAAACACUUCCGAACCUAGUACGCGACGUAAUCAGAUGGUCUUCACCACCCUCGCGCUCGGCGCGAAGGCGGUCGCGCCUCGCGCGAACGUCGGUCGCGAAUCGACGAAAGGAGUUCCCAUCCGCCGACAGACGCCGACGCCGGCUUUCGCGUCCAAGUCCCGGAACGAGCGAUGCCUCGCGAAGAUUCCAACCGUGAGGAAGUCAUCUUCCCGUCUCAUCGUAAGAGCGGCGGGCGGUGAGGGCGAGGAGGACGAUGAAGAAAACCAGAGAAGAGAGGCAGAGGCCGAGGUCGAGGUCGUGGACGACGACGAGGACGAGGACGAGGACGACGAGGAUGAGGGAUCCGCGCCCCCCCCGCCGAGCAAAUGCGAGGAACUCAUCGCGAAGCUCGAGGAGUCGAUGGACGCGCCGGAGCUCGCCGAGCUCGCGGCCGAGGUCAAGGCGAUCGAGACCGCGUUCAAGGACCUCCAGGCCGCGAACGUGGGUCUGGAAGAUCAGACCGGGGCGCUGAAGGACCAGUACCUCAGGCUCAACGCGGACUUCGACAACUUCAAGAAGAGGACGAUCAAAGAAAAAGAGCAGCUGGCGACGAACGCGAAGAGCCGGGUGUUCGAAGCGAUGCUUCCCGCGCUCGAUAACUUCGACUUAGCGAAAGCGAACUUAAAGACGGAGAACGAGGGGGAGGAGAAGAUCGCGAAGUCGUACGAAGGGUUGGUCGACGGUUUGAUGACGAUCCUCUCCGCGCAAGGGCUCAGCACCGUGGCCGGGGUCGGGUCGCCGUUCGACCCGAACUUCCACGAGGCGAUCAUGCGCGAGGAGAGCGAAGAGCACCCGGAAGACACGAUCUCCGAGGAGUUCAGGAAGGGCUACAAGAUGGGCGAAGACCAGCUCGUCCGGGCUGCGAUGGUGAAAGUGUCCUCGGGGCCGCCGGCUUCGGAGGAAUAAUUUUUUGGAUAAGUAUGUGCACACACACGCUAUUCG